Messenger RNA from Exaiptasia diaphana, 2321 nucleotides. RefSeq names its product protein O-linked-mannose beta-1,4-N-acetylglucosaminyltransferase 2. Gene Ontology annotation, molecular function: protein binding; protein O-acetylglucosaminyltransferase activity. Gene Ontology annotation, biological process: protein O-linked glycosylation via mannose. Lineage: Eukaryota; Metazoa; Cnidaria; Anthozoa; Actiniaria; Aiptasiidae. Gene Ontology annotation, cellular component: endoplasmic reticulum. Bases 144 to 1874 code for a protein of 576 amino acids. The record is from RefSeq and is a predicted model, not a curated record. The transcript has a single exon.
AGAAAUAUAUAAACAAAUUCUAGGUUUUUACAAAUUGGUCCCCCUGUGGCGUAGAUAAACAGGAAUCCCAGUUGUAUCAAGGACCUUUAUCUUUCUUUUGAUUUCGCCUGUUCGCUGUUAAAUUAAAUUUACCAAGAAAAACCAUGGAUUUCAAAUUCAUUAUUCCAGUUAUACUUCACAUUGGAGUCUUUUUUAUCAUACAAAUCAUAUUCAGUAGUUUUCAAAUUAGUUUGAAUGGGAAAAUUUGGUUUGAAGAUCGAGCAUCUUCCAACGGUGUCACCCAUGAACUUUCUGAAGUUCGGCAACUUUACGAAGGAUCAAGUAUUUGGUGUACCGGGGCCAACAAAACUGAGCGUAUCUGCAAGUUUAGGAAUCUUUGCUAUCAUCCAAUCCACCAGGAAUAUGUAUUUUUUCACGGCAACAAGACWGUGAUGGUUGGCUUACCCCAUGACCGGUUUCAGCCAGCCUUGCUUGACAUGUCAUCAGUAGAUGAUCACAACACUCAGUACUUCAACUUUGUGGAUGUUCCUGCAAAUUCGUUGGAUUCUUUCAGCAAUGUUACAUUUUAUAAUGGUCUGAGUUUUAUUUUUCAUCGAUUUAAUUGUGAAAAUAUCAUGCAUGUUAUUCAUGAUGAUCUGUUACCACUUUUCCAUACCAUGAAGCACUACAGCAACCAAGGAGAAUAUGCUCUGGAUGUAGACAGUCGUAYUGUAUUUAUGGAAGGAUGGAGUCCUGGUCCUUAUUUUGAUUUAUAUAAACUAUUCAGCAAUAAAAGGCCAUUAUUAAAACAAGAUGUGAUUCAAAACAAAAGUUUGAAAUGCUUUCAGCAUGCUGUUGUUGGAAUUUCAAAGGCAACAACUUGGUACCAAUAUGGGUUCAAAACUCCACAGGGCCCUUUGCCUAAAACUCAGGUGACAUCAAAUGAAAUUAAAGAAUUUGUAUGUUUUGUUAAAGAAAGACUUGGUAUUGGCAUUGUUGCUAGGCGUAAACCCUACAUUGUAUUGUUUCUAAGGAAGUACAAUCGUUUAGUUUUGAAUGAGGAAAGUGUUUCCUUAGCGAUGUCAAAGGAAUUCAGUAUGAAAGUUGUGCAAGUUAGUAUGGAGACGCAUACAUUUAUUCAACUAAUAGAAGUCAUAAGUAAUGCAUCAGUACUAGUAGGAAUGCAUGGAUCUGCUCUGAUUCUUUCUAUCUUCCUCCCACCCAGUGCAAUAUUGGUGGAAAUGUUUCCAUUUGCUAUCAACCCAGAGAAUUAUCUACCAUAUAAAACACUUGCUGAAAUUCCAGGAAUGAAUUUAAUUUAUGCAUCAUGGAGGAAUACAUUUCCAGAGAACACUGUCACGCACCCCAAUGAUGAUCCUGAAAUUGGGGGAAUUAGGCACCUACCAAAAGAGGACCAGGAGCUGAUAGAAAGUACCUUAGAAGUGGCUCCUCACAUUUGUUGUAGUAAUCCAUUUUGGUUGUACAGAAUAUAUCAGGACACACUUGUUGAUGAAGUAUCAUUUCUAAAUGUUAUUAAUGACGCCUUUAAUAGAAGUAGAAAUUUGAUUAUAAAUGAUGGAAUAAUCAAACUUUACCCUUCAAAAGUUUUGGACAUAGCUUGCAUACCAAUAAAUGAUACACUCAAGCCAGCUCUCUUCAUCUCGUGGAGACCACCUAUGAAUGUUAAUUACUUUAUAAAUGCUUCUWUAACAUAUGAAGUGUGGAUUCAAAAACCCCAUGAGAAUGACUACACAGCAUAUAUGUUGCCUUUUACACAACAUGUAUUUGGUGAUGGCCUAGAAAGCAAGACUUGUUAUAGGAUAUGGAUUAGAUGUAUUGCCUUUGAUAAUAUGAUAGGUCCAUUUACAUCAUUAGAGUGCUGUACAAUGACAUAAAAAUAGAAAAAAGAAAAAAACAAAAUUUGUAUAAACGAAUUAUUUGUCAGGAUUUCUUUCUCAAGAAAACACAGGGAUCCCAGAUGAAAAAAAGUUGCAAUGCUGGAAAAAAAAAUUAUUGCAAACACUUACAAGUGUGGUUUAUUCUCAUGUGMAAGCAGAGAGAGAUAUUUACUUUAUUUUAGAAGGUUAGGUAAAUGACACUCGGCUCCCAUGGUACUUUAUUUCUUUAAAAUGACAAAAUACAAACUCCAUAUUUGAUUACAAGAGUGCUCACAAAAUAGGUGAUAAAUUACACAAAUUCCUUUGUUUCCUAUUGUAUAAUCAACACUGUUUAGUAGUAAUUAGUAAUAUUUAUUUCACCCUUUAAAGGCUAACACUCUAUUAUUGAUAACAGUGCCACACAAAUCUAGACAUGAUAUUAGCAAUUUAUUAUAUUCUUUUAAU